AUGAGCGAAAUGAUGUAUGAUGAUCGCCCUUCGUAUAUGUCGGACUCUGGAGAUGAGCUGUCAAGUGAGGAUAUAGAGACUUUCGACAGUUAUCAAGUUCUUGAGCAAAUAAAGCAGAGCGGAUACAAUUGCAAGCGAUCUUUCAAACUCCUGCAAACCCUUGCUCAAAGAGAGGAAUAUGACCUCGUUUUAGAAGUGUUAUGGAAGAUGAAGAGAGAAUGUGACUAGCAAACAUAAUUUUUUGGAAAUAUGUGUUCUGAUCUGAUGAACAGCUGCAACAUGCUAGAAAACGAAAAUUUCGUGCUUGUGGAGGAGGAACCCGAGGAGGAAAAAUCUUCGAUGGACUAAAACUCUAGUUUGAUCAUAAAGAUAGAUUCGAAGGGGAAUCUGUUGUAAAAGCGCAAGUUCCCAGAAAAAGGAGGGAAAGAACUUAAAGAUCUAGAUUAGAGGGAGAACUCAAACAAUAACGCCUCAAACGGGAAUGUUAACAACAAUGAAAUGUCAAAAAAAGAUAAAUAAGGCAACAAAAGAAAAGCAUAAAAUUUAACUCUAUCCACUUAAAAUGGUGUUUACGAUUCUCAAAAACUGAAAUAAAUUUGCCAUAAUAAUGGACAGAAAAGGCCAAAGCUUAACAGUCAGAUGCAGUCAAAUCAGAUAAUAUUCAAAACAUUAAAGCCUGGCAAAUAGGAGGAAAACACCCCUGUAAACAGCAAUUUGAAUGGAAAUGAUAAAUUGGGGGUUGCGGAAAAUAACGAAGACUGUUUAGAUGAAAUCACAAUGUCAUAGAUCUAGCCUUUAAAUAUUUAAAAGAUGUUUGACGAAAACUAAAAUUCAAAUCUAUCAAGAAUUAGCAACUCAUCUGAAUUUAUUCCUAAGUUUAGAGGAAGACCUCCGAUGAAAAAGUAAUUAGGAGGCCAACAAGUAGGUAGCAACAACUAAACAAAAAAUGAGCCAUAGUCAGAUAGUGAUUCCUCAAUUAUCUCUAAGAAUGACAACAGCAACUUCAACUUCAAAAAGGAGAUUAACAACCUUAUAAAACUAAUUUAAUCUACAAACCCAGGUUUGUUCAUUCAAGCAGCUAUGAGGCUUUAAAACCAGCAGAAUUCCUAGACAAAUAGAUAGAUGAUGAGUACACUAAGCAGAGGGUAAACAAGAAAUCAAAACUCAUUUGAAGUCUUUUCUAAAAAUAUAGAUAAUAUAUAGCAAACAACUGCUGUAAAUGGCAUUAUCAAAUAUGAACAAAAUAACUUCUUUGAGUGUUCUGAUUCCUUAUUUGACGUUAAAAUAUCAAUAGAGCCUCAGUAGUUUUGGAAGAAAGUUGAUAUGUUCUUCGGAAUCAUCCCAAGGAAGAGAGUGCUUGCCAAACUUAUGAGCUUUUACAAGGUAAAUGAUGAAGCUUAUAGAUAAACAUUGGAAGAACUAGGUGAUUAUAUCUACUAAGACUAUAUUGGUGAAUGUGAUAUAAGAGAUUAGGCAAAGCUUUCCAAAAAAUUGGUGAAGCUAUUAUUGUAAAACGAUGACUAACUCAGAAAUGAACAAGUUGAAGGUAGAAAGUCACAGAAAAGUAACGAUUUGACUAAGGCAUUUAAAGAAGACUUGGAAAAAAACGUGUAGGAAAUGCUUCAUCUAAAGCAAAAAUAACAGCAAUUGCUGCUGAGAUAGUAAUAAUAGAUGCAAUCCAGUGCAUCACCAAAUUAAUUCCAGCAUUAAAAUGAAGAUGUUUUGAGCCUAAAUAAUAUUGCCACUAAUUACGAUGAUUCAUCAAAUGACCAUGAGGAUGCCCUAGAUAACCCUGAUAACUAAAUAAACUAAGAAAAGAGUGUUGUUUAAAAAUCAUAACCUCUCAAUAAUAUUAUGAAUAAACUAAUCAAUAUGAAAAUCAAUUAAGAUAUAAAGGAUUUUGACCAAACCAGUUAGGAACUUAACUAAUAUCCUCCUUAAUGGAUAAAUCAAGAAAAGGAGAAAAUGCCCAUAGACAAAUAGAAGUUUAUGAGGCAUAUCAAUUUGCAUGGAGCUCCAAAGUCUUACAAAAAUAUCAGUGAAUAUGUCAGAAUUGAGCUAGAACAAAUCGAGUUGGUGGAGCCUGAGAUUGUUGAGGAGAUAGACACGCCUUAGUAGGAUGAGGUCUCUCAUCUGAUACAGAAACUUACCAACGAGACUCUCAAGAUAAAAGGUCUUAAUAUGAUUCAAAUGAAGAAAAUGAAAGACAGAGUUGACAUAAUGACUGAGGGAGAGCAAUAGAAUAAGCCAUAUCUAAAGAUCGAUCUUAAAUAAAAGAUCAGAGAGGUUAAGCAGUUGAACAAAAAGUAGCAGACUCUAAUAAGAAGGAGAGAUUAAGAACUAUAGCAAAGAAACCAAACAGGGUAGAGCACUAAAUCUACCAAGCAGAACAGGUUCUAGAGGAAACCUUCUGACAAACAAGCCAAUUUUUAAUUGGAUGGAGGAUACAGAGGAGAUAGAGGGGACAGGGAGGAUAAGGAUCAUCAUCCCUACAGUCAUACAAACUAGAACACCCCUAACAAUCUUCCUCCUAGACAAGAACCUCAAAACUUGUUGUUUGUUGUUAAUAAAAUAGCUAAUGCUCAUAACAGAGAUAUUAGCAAUAACAAUACCCCUGGCAAUAAAUCUGGAAAUAAUAAUUUGAGUUAGCAAAGCUUCAAUAAGUCUAGCUUCAACAAUAAUAAUCAAAGUUAGAAUACCAUUUUUGCCUAAAACUAAGACCCUGUUAGGUAAGUUAGCUUCAAUAACACAGCCUCUUUUAGUAACACAUCUAUGAUCAAUAUUAAUUCUAACAAGGGCUAAAACGCAUCUCCAUUUUACAGUCAAACUAACAAUCAUAAUAAUAGCAAUAAUAAAAGUGAGAAUUUAUCAUCACCAGAGGUAAAUAGUUUGAAUGAAUCUAGAAUAUCUCUGAAUACCACACCCGCAAAUAAUAACUCGAAUAAGAUCAUAAUUCCCUUCUCAAUUCCGUUUGGUGAUUCGUGCAAUAACCAAAUUAAGAAUGAGUCACCACUAAAGUGCAAGGAAUCUGAUUCUGACCAAUAAUAGAAGAAGCAGAUCUAAGAUUUCUAAGUGGAAACAACACCAGUAGAUGCUGAGUAUUAAGAAGAAGGACCAGGCAACGAAGAUGCAGAUAUGGAAGAGGAUGAAAAUCAAGUGAUCUUGGAAGAGGACGAGGAAGAACCAGAAGAUGCUGAGGAUGAUGAUAUAAAAGAUGGCUCUGUUUUUGUAGAAUGCGAGGAUGAGUCAAUUGAAGAUGAUUAGCCAAGUUUCAUGGAAAUUAAAGAUGAAGAGCUGCUAUAGCACUAGGUCCCUAAUAAUCUAGACCAUGUUAAUUAGAAUUAGUAGCAUUAGUAGUUGCAUUUAUCCUCCUAACCAUCACUAAUACUGCAUUAGCAUUAAUCAUUACAGUAGUAGCAAUCAUCUCACUAUUAAAAUCACAUUUAACAAUAAAAUCACUUAAACCUACAACAUCAUUAUCAGCAGAUGUAGCAAGUUCAUCUUUAACUUCAUUCUCCAUAGUAGCAUAUGUAAUAGCAUAUGCCGCAGCUAGAUUAUUAGUUGGGUAGAAACAUUGAUCCCAGUCUUAACAUGAAUUCUAAUUCUAUUCAGCUUAACCAUCACUAGGUUCUUUAGUAGCAACACAAUUCAAACACCCACCAUCAUCAUUAGUUUAAUCCCAUAUUAGAAAAUGAGGACGGCUAUCAUCUGGAUAAUAUCUUAAAGGAUGAGGAUCCCUUUUACUUAAAGCAUUUCGAACAAUAGCCAUUCGAUGAAGAUUUCUUUUAACAGGAUAAUUCCUAAUUGUUUUGA
This is a messenger RNA of Stylonychia lemnae, 3813 nucleotides long. NCBI's taxonomy places the organism in Eukaryota, Ciliophora, Spirotrichea, Sporadotrichida, Oxytrichidae. The record is from the annotation of a GenBank genome assembly.